This is a messenger RNA of Ictidomys tridecemlineatus (thirteen-lined ground squirrel), 3710 nucleotides long. Lineage: Eukaryota; Metazoa; Chordata; Mammalia; Rodentia; Sciuridae. The record is from RefSeq and is a predicted model, not a curated record.
AGAGGAGCCGCGGCAGCGCCUCCGCCGCUCGUCUGCUCUCCCUGUGGCUGUUCCUGCUCCCGCCGCCGCCGUCCAUCUGUCCGUCUGUCAGUCCCGAGUCGCCGGCGCGCUUGGCAACCCGGAAAUCAUAAGUAUUUGAUCUUACUCAAAAUGUGCAAAGAAGAAUAAUGGAAGCCCCUGAAUAUCUUGAUUUGGAUGAAAUUGACUUCAGUGAUGACAUAUCUUAUUCAGUCACAUCACUCAAGACCAUCCCAGAGCUGUGCCGAAGAUGUGAUUCACAAAAUGAAGACAGAUCAGUUUCUAGCUCUAGCUGGAAUUGUGGAGUCUCAACUCUUAUUACAAAUGCACAAAAGCCCACAGGAAUUGCUGAGGUAUACAGUAAAUUCCGUCCAGUGAAGCGAGUUUCCCCACUCAAACAUCAGCCAGAGACGCUAGAAAACAAUGAAAGUGAUGACCAAAAGAACCAUAAAGUGGAGUACCCCAAAGUGGGUGAGUCUGACCAGGGCCCCCAGCCUGAGGAGCUCGGCCCUGAAGAUGGAGUGGGAGGCUUGCCCAGUAAGAGCUCCGAGUCCAGCACUGCACUGGGCGAACUGGAACAUUACGACCUCGACAUGGAUGAGAUUCUGGAUGUGCCUUACAUUAAAUCCAGUCAACAGCUUGCCUCUUUUACCAAGGUGACUUCAGAAAAAAGAAUUUUGGGUUUAUGCACAACCAUCAAUGGCCUUUCUGGCAAAGCCUCCUCUACAGGAAGCACUGAGAACUCACCAUCCAGUAUGACCCCAUUCUGUGUUCUUUCUCCUGUGAAAAGCCCUCACUUGAGAAAAGCAUCAACUGUCCUCCGCGACCAGCACAAGCUCUCCACUGAAGAGUCUGAGAGCUCACCUCCUCUGGUUACAUGUGGCUCUGCAUAUGAGCCAGAAAGCCAGAAUAAAGACUUCUUAAACAAGGCCUUUAGUGACCUGCAUAGCCGAAAGAUUGAGAAGACAAUGCCGGACUGUCAGCUCCGGGGCUUCCACCUGCAAUCUGCAGCAACAGAAUCCAAACUGGAAGAGCCGGUCAAGGUCAUGAGCUGGACCAGCUCCCAAGGCCCAGAAGAAAGGAAUGAGUAUCUGAAAAAAGUAAAAAGCAUCUUGAACAUCGUGAAAGAAGGACAAAUAUCUCUCCUGCCACAUCUAGCUGCAGACAAUCUAGACAAAAUCCAUGAUGAAAAUGGAAACAACCUGUUACACAUCGCUGCAUCGCAGGGACACGCAGAAUGUCUCCAGCACCUCACUUCUUUGAUGGGGGAAGAUUGCCUCAAUGAGCGGAAUACCGAGAAAUUGACACCAGCAGGCCUGGCCAUCAAGGUGACUGGUUGGGGGCUUGGCUCUCCUCAGCUAAAGUCAGUUUUCUAUGUUUUCAAAUUCCUUGAAGCUAAAGUAUUAGACGGGAGGGAAAGAAGAGUGAUUUAUCAAGCAAACAGUAAUGAACACAUCACAUGUCAGAGAUUACCCAUCUCUAUCACUAGCUGCUUUGAGAUUUUGAGACUGCGUUCCAAUUUGUUGUCCAAUAAGAUUAAGCUCCAAACCCUGGUAGAGUAUGGAGCAAACGUCACCAUGCAGAAUCACGCUGGGGAAAAGCCCUCCCAGAGCGCUGAACGUCAGGGGCACACCCUGUGCUCCCGGUACCUGGUGGUGGUCGAGACCUGCAUGUCACUAGCCUCACAGGUGGUAAAGUUAACCAAGCAGCUAAAGGAACAGACAAUGGAGCGUGUCACACUGCAGAACCAACUCCAGCAACUUCUAGAAGCCCAGAAAUCAGAGGGCAAGUCUCUCCCUUCCUCACCCAGCUCACCCUCCUCACCAGCUUCCAGAAAGUCCCAGUGGAAAUCUUCCGACGCUGAAGAUGAGUCUACAGCCAAAAGCAAACCAGGAGUCCAAGAAGGGAUUCAGGUCCUUGGAAACCUGUCAGCAUCCAGCCGAGCUAGGGCCAAAGCAAAAGACGAAGAUUCUGAUAAAAUCCUGCGCCAGUUAUUGGGAAAAGAAAUCUCAGAGAACGUUUGUACCCAAGAGAAGCUGUCUUUGGAAUUCCAGGAUGCUCAGACAACCUCUAGAAACUUGAAAAAGAUUCCUCUAGAGAAGAGGGAACUCAAGUUAGCCAGGCUGAGGCAGCUGAUGCAGAGGUCACUGAGUGAGUCUGACACAGACUCCAACAACUCUGAGGACCCCAAAAACACCCCUGUGCGAAAGGCUGACAGGCCCCGGCCACAGCCCAUUGUGGAGAGCGUGGAGAGUAUAGACAGCACAGAAAGCUUACACCUGAUGAUAAAGAAGCACUCCUUGGCAUCAGGACGCAGGUUUCCUUUUAGUACCAAGGCCUCUAAAUCCCUAGAGGGCCAUAGCCCAUCUCCCACCUCAGAGAGCAGCGAACCAGACUUGGAACCCCAGUGUCCAGUCUCGGGGAACACUCCUCCAAGCCAGCCCUCUGGAGAGCCCACUCAGUGCAGCCCUGACAGCACUGCGGCCCAGAAGGUCGCCAUGAGUCCCAAGAGCGCCCUCAAGUCUCCCUCUUCCAAACGCCGGACAUCUCAGAACUUGAAACUCAGAGUUACCUUUGAGGAGCCUGUGGUGCAGAUGGAGCAAACUAACCUUGAACUGAAUGGAGAAAAAGACAAAGAUAAGGGCAGGACCCUCCAGCGGACCCCCACAAGUAGUGAAUCAGGGGAACAACUGAAAAGGCCUUUUGGAACCUUUCGGUCCAUCAUGGAGACGCUGAGUGGCAACCAGAACAAUAACAACAACUAUCAGGCAGCCACCCAGCUGAAGACCUCUACGUUGCCCUUAACCUCACUUGGAAGGAAGAUGACAGACGCCAAGGGAAACCCUGCGAGUUCUGCUAGCAAAGGAAAGAAUAAGGCAGAGAUGUACAGCAGCUGCAUCCAUCUUUCCUCUAACAGGCUGAUUGAAGAGCAUCUGCGUAACUAUGCACGACAUAAUGACAUCAAUAGAACAAUGAAGAAAUCUUACAGCAUAAAGCACAUUGAUGAGCCAGAGUCAAAAGAACUCUUUUUGUAAAGCCCUUUUCUAUUUCCUCUCACUGAUGCCCUUUGGACACCAUUGGAAAUUACUGGACUAUCCUCUGUGGAAACAGAACCACAAGAACAAUGCCUCACCAGCCGAAGAACAGAAUAUCAGGAUGCCUUAAAUUUAUAUUAGACUCUGUCAUAUACAUUUUUGGGUGAUAUCUGUAUAUAUAUAUAUAUAUCUUGUUUUUCACAAGAUGCUGUUUAAAAGCAUGACUGUUUUUAACGUAUGUAUGUUUUUAACGUUGGAUUGGCACCCCGUGCACAGGACAUUCACCAAGCCACUGACACCGUCUUGAAUUUCAACAGUUGCAUGAGUAUUUGCUAAUGUUAGUUGAACUUCCCUUCUCCCUUAACAUGGGCAGUGUUGGCUCUGUUCCUCAAUAAGACCAGGUCAGUGGUAUUGUUUUCUGUCAUGAGUGUUUUUUCUGUCAUUUCUACUUUUUGUAUAAAGGAAAUAAAAAAAAAUGUUAACAGCCACCUAUAAGCUUGGGGCACCAACUUUCUAAUAAAUCUGUGAUGUUCUGAUUUCUAAGGGACUUUGAAAGUAUUUUGAUUGCUGAUAUUUGAUUUCAAGAACAAACUGCUUGGUUUAACUGUUUUCCCAUAGGGGUCAAAUAAAACAUUCUAUAUUUCAUUAAAUACUAAA